This is a messenger RNA of Pelagomonas calceolata, 1445 nucleotides long. The record is from the annotation of a GenBank genome assembly. Lineage: Eukaryota; Pelagophyceae; Pelagomonadales; Pelagomonadaceae.
CUAGGGUAAGAGCUUGGGGAGCUUGGAGGGGGUGCAGCUUAGCUUUGCUUUGCGAGCCCGGCGCGGGGAUCGACGCGACGUUCUGAUCAUAUUCCUAGGCUCCAUUGCUGUCCCAUAACCGCCGCAACCGCUCGUAUCGGUGAAACAUCUCAUAAAAAAAGUGCUCUCUCUUCACUUGAGAGCAACUGGACAGUGAGACUUGAGAGUACAAGGCCAAGUACACUCACUGCAAGUAGACGAGUAUCGACCGCCGCGCGCGACUCAGGGCAUGGCGGGCGAGCAAUGCAGCAUAUGCCUCGAAGCCCUCGACGGCGGCGUAACGGCGCUCGCGUGCGGCCACCGCUUCCACGCCGCGUGCCUGGCCCGGCUGGCGAGCGCGGCCGGCACGACGGCGACGAGGCGCGGCGCGCUCACGGCGUGCCCGAACUGUCGUACGGUGUCUCGAGUGGCGCUGACGCCCGUCGCGACGUUUAGCGUCGGCGACCGGGUGGAGGCGUUGUGGGGACAGAAGUGGUAUCCGGGCGAAGUGGACGCGGUCGUGGACGGCGGCCGCGCCUACGAGAUUAUUUGGGACGACGGCGACGACGGCGAAGUGCGCGCGGCGCACGUGCGCGCGGCGCCGGCGCCGGCUCGGACGGCGCUGCCGCCGGUGAUGGCCCCACCCGCCCCGCCGCCGGUGCCCCCGCCACUGGCUCCGCGCGACAUUGUCCCUGCGGCCGUUGCGGACGGAGACGGCGGCGCGCGGGGAGCGCGGACGGCGUCGUCGCGGUUCUGGGGCGUGACUUGGUAUCGGAGAGACAAGAUCUGGAAGGCGUUUUAUAGAGACGCGGACGGCAAGUGCCGCUUGGUCGGCGUCUUCGACGACGAGGAGGAGGCCGCACGCGCCCGCGACCAAGCCAUUCGCGACGCUGGCCUGGAAGGCAAGCGCCGCAUAAACGCUGUCGAUGCGACGGGCGCGCUGGUGCCGCGCGGGUGGGGCGACCGCUCCGCCGUCGUCGCGCCGGACCCGGCACUCGCGCUGACGGAGACGACGUCCAAGUUCUGGGGCGUGAGUUGGGACAAGACCAGGCGACGGUGGCAGGCGCACUACACCGACGCGAACGGCAAGCUGCGCACGGUCGGCCUCUUCGACACCCAGGAGCAGGCUGCGCACGCCGUCAACGCGGCGAUCCGGGCUCUUCCUCAACACGUCCAACGUCGGAGGAACAUCAACCCGGUCGUCGACGGGCAACUCGUGCCCAAAAAGCGCAAGGCGAAGGGUCACGCGCCGGACUACGCCACAAGGAAGCGCCGCCGCGACGAGCGCGCCGCCGCCGCGCCGUCGACGCGCACGCGCCGGCCGCGCCGAGCGGUUAGCUACGAGGAAGACCCCGACUUCGAGCUGUGAGGUCGCCGUCGGACGCGGACGGCUCGAACUAGACGUCGCGUAAUUUCUCUCCACUCAA